CUGACACUGCUCAUAUACUGUCUGUGUGUCGUUGGUCACAGCCUUGGUCUUGUGUUUGGACUCCUGGCACUUCUCCGGCAGUGGCUAGUUACACUCACACUGGCACUGGGGCUAGCCAUCACUGACUGACUGGCACUUUUCUGCCAUGUUUGUAGGCCAGUGAAAGUGAAAGUUGUACCUAAAUUCCCGGUACUGGACUUUUUCUGUCCUGUGGCAAUUGAAUGCAGGAAAGAUGUCUGAAUACGAGAGUAUACUGGAGCAAAUUCGCCCGUUUGGGCCCUUCCAAGUCAGGAUUUUUGUCCUCGUUUCUCUCUUUGAAACACCGUUAGCUUGGGCUAUGCUGGUACCCAUUUUCACCGCUUCGAAUCCAGGGUCCUAUUGCUCAUAUAUGGAUCCUGACAAAAAUCAAAGCCUGGGAGCGUUCUCGUCAUACAACUCAUCCAGCAGCGUGGACACAUGCUCGAAAAAUGAAAGUGUGUGUGGAGAAGUUGUGUUCAAAUCCACGUUCACAUCGGUUGUGAGUGAGUGGUCAUUGAUCUGCAACCAAAACUAUGUUGGUGACCUGAUCUCAUCACUUCAGAUGGCAGGAGUACUCGUAGGGGCAGUUUUGACCGGACAGUUGGCUGACUUUUUUGGCAGGAAGAAAGUACUAUUUGGAGAAUAUUCCCUGCUUAUAGUCUUCUGGUUUUCAACGGCGUUUGCUGGCAGCUGGCAAGUGUAUGCUGCCCUCAGAUUUUUUGUUGGUGGCCUUGUUGGAGGCUGUCUGGUGGUAAACUUUGUGCUGCCUCUAGAGUUUGUUACACCGAAAUGGAGAACGUUCUGUGGCUGUGUUGGCUUUUGGGCUGUGGGGCUAAUGACACUUGCUUUGUGGGCCUACUUCAUCCGUGACUGGCGCACCCUCAACAUUGCCAUGUCUGCGACUAGCGUUAUCCUGCUCCCGUUGUGGUGGUUUAUUAGUGAGAGUCCUCGCUGGCUUUUGAGUCGUGGACAUAUUGUGGAGGCAAGCAAAAUCAUCAAGGAAGCAGCUGUGUUCAAUAAACGACCUGUCCCAGAUUUGAGUUCUCUGGAGAGUUAUGUCAAGAGGGAAAAGAUUAAGAAAGCUACGCGUCGGCAAUACUCGUACUGGCACUUGUGUACUUCACUGUCUCUGGGGAAAGGAACUGCUGUUUGUAUGUUUGGGUGGUUUGUAGCCAGUUCUGUGUAUUAUGGAUUGAACUUCAACACACGGAAUCUGGCUGGUGAUCGUUAUCUGAAUGUAUUCAUCUCGGGCAUCGUGGAAAUCCCUGCCCUGCUUUUUGUACUUUACACCAACAAUAAAUUGGGCCGCCGGAGGACCACAUUUCUACUCAUGCUGACCGCUAGUUUGACCUGCCUGUCUGUUCUUGUCAUAGAUCUGACUGGCAACUUUGAUAAACUCUCUGCACUGACCAUCACCAUGGCCAUGAUCAGCAAAUCUUUUAUAGCUGGAGGAUGGGCAGCAGUGCAGGUCUUCUCCGCAGAGACAUUCCCAACUGUUGUAAGAAAUAUUGGUGUCGGAGCGUGCUCUAUGUCAGCCAGAAUAGGAGGAAUUGUUGCUUCUCAAUUUGUUUUCUUGGGAGAGAGUUCGAAGGCCAUUCCCUUCACCAUAUUUGGCGUGCUGACUCUUCUGUGCAGUUUGUCCAUGCUUUUGCUUGAGGAGACGGUUGGAGUUCCAUUACAAGACAGAAUACAUGUGGAGGAAGUCAUUGUGACUGCAUCUCCUCAGUCUGAGGCCCUUGUCACUUCCAACGGUUGCAUUUCUAAAGAAAAGGAAGAGAACUGUACCUCUGUGCAAGAGACUGAGAAAGCAUUAGUGAUGCAAAAUGGGCAUCAUGGUGUUGCGGUUGACAUGAGCGUAUAGAUGUAGAAUGUGUGUUCAUCAAUGGUGGAAGUUUCUAGUAUCGGGAGUACAUUUUUAUUUUUGCACUCCUUAGAGAGAGGACAAGAUUUUUUACAUUCCUGCUAAAGUGUGUGAGUGUAGCUUACAGUUAUGGACGUACAAAUUGUGCAUUUUAAGAUACUGUUUUUUAUUUGAACGAUGCACUUAUCAGGGAAAGUGUUGUUUGACAAAAUGACAGAGGAGCAAGAAAAAUAUUCCACCUCAGACAGGAUGACUGAUUUGAAUGAGCUGGGGGAGGAAUAGAAUACCCAGGAAGGACUGAAUGGAGACAUAGAGCUGUUGUUUCAGGUUAUGCUGCCCGGUCGGACAGUCUUGGCUCAAUUUCCAUGACAACAUUUUCUAUUCUUUGAAAUAGAUUUUCAGUAACUGUAUGAGAUUUCUUUAACUUCUGUCCUCUAGUCACUGCCUAGAUUUAUGUGCUCUCAUUAUUUAUUGAAUAAAGUCUGGCAUGCACAUAGCGAAAUUGGCGGAAUGCUGAAAUCUUUUCAUCAUGUGCAAAUUUCUCUAUGUACGUGUGGUAGACUAAGUUUGUUUUUCUUGAACCUCAGAGUGUUUAUACUGGUGUCUCUGAUGUGAUGGUUUGACUCUUCACAAUUGCUCACAUAGGACAUGAGUUCGAUUGCUAAGUAGGGAAACUUGUUUUAUUGAUUAUCUCCUUCUUUCUGUUGGAAUGCUGUAUCCCAGUCAGCUUUCAGGCAGGUUUCAGGCAGCCUGUCUACAUGACCUAAACCAUGUUGAUGUAGAUGUAAAACAUUUACAAUCAGUGUGUUGGUUACUUUUAUAGUUGAUGUGUUGAGUCAGCCUAACUUUGUUGAACUUUUCUCUCAAAAGAUCUGGGUGUGUGUAAGUUUGUUCUUGUGCUUUGUAAAGUUUGCUUCAGAAGGCUGUUCAAAGAAAAGACCUACUCUCUGAUUGUAUCUGUCAUUCUUGUAGUCCCAAGUGAAUUUUUAUUUUUGAAAGCGUUGGCCAACUAUCUCAGUUUGAAAGUACAGCUACUGUUAUGCGGAAUCACUAUUAUUUAUUGAGGAUAUUAUUAUCAAAAGUGCCGCCUCUUUCUCGUCUUCAUCAGCUGUGUUCCUUCAAAUGUCUUUUUGACUCUUUAUUUUUAAAAAAUAAUUUAUUUUUUAAUAACAAGAUUUUCAGUAGCAAUCUGUACUGUUCCCUGAAUCAAGAUUUGUUUUUUUAGCAACAGGGGUCAUUCCUGAUUGUGUAUUAUUUUACUUUUUUGAAAAAUACAUGACAAAGCUACUGUCCGUGCAUAUAGAUCUUCUCUUGGCUUGUUUUUACCUAACAUCUUUUAGUGAUUGCUUUCAGCACUUUAUGUUUUUUUAAAUGAUUAUGUUCGAAAUAAAUAUGGCAAAAAACUAAAAGUAUAAAUUUUGAAGACACUGCUGUCUCACCUUAUAUUAAUAAUAACUUUAUUGGUUUUUCAGCUUUUUAUGUGUUUAAAUUAUAAUUUAUUGUUAUCACACACGACUUAGUAUUCAAUAUUACAUGGCUGUCUACAAUUUUAUUUUGUCAUCAAGUUUUAUAGAAGGUCAAGAUUACUUUGAUAUUUUAACAGUAUAAACUACCCUCUUUAAUACUUCUCUUGAAAGGUAAAGGUCCCAUCUGCAAUUUGAGUCCCCUUCAUUCUCUCAUAUAGAUGAAAGACUCAUUUUUUCAUAUAUUUUUGAGUAACAUCAGCUACUGAAAGGGAAAGUUUUCCUGUCCAGUCAUGGCAUGAUGUUAACAAUAUUUCAGCAAACUUUUCAAAAGCUGUAAUUUUUAACUGAAUAAGUAAAAAAACUGCCUGGCUUUGUGUGACAAAUUGCGUAUUUUGGCAGGGUAUAAAUAGGUAGGUAUUGUUCAUCGGGCUGCAGGAUGUAUUAUUGUAUUGGUUGCAGGAUGAGGGACGACUGCCAGGAGCUUGAUAGAUUUCAAACACGAUGACAUUCAUACCAUUGUAUUAUUAUGUUUUUGAAGGAAUAGAAUCUCUAUACACUGCCCAUGAUUUUGCAUUUCAUGCCAAGAAUAGAAUUUGUUAAUGAUCAGCAAAUACCCUGAAAAAUUCCUUGACGGUAGACUCUUUUCCCUCUUAUCUCUUGUGGAUUUUCACAAAAUUAGCCGUGCUGAAGUGGAUGCUAGAGUGUUAUUCCUACGAUGUAGUAAAGUUUCGUUAAAAGAACAUUUUGGGACUGUUACUGCCAUCUGCCUUUUCAUUUUUUAGUCAACUGUUCAUGUCU
This is a messenger RNA of Aplysia californica (California sea hare), 4143 nucleotides long. Its product is annotated as organic cation transporter protein. Bases 233 to 1879 code for a protein of 548 amino acids. Gene Ontology annotation, cellular component: membrane. Gene Ontology annotation, biological process: transmembrane transport. Gene Ontology annotation, molecular function: transmembrane transporter activity. The record is from RefSeq and is a predicted model, not a curated record. NCBI's taxonomy places the organism in Eukaryota, Metazoa, Mollusca, Gastropoda, Aplysiida, Aplysiidae. The transcript has 10 exons.